Grammomys surdaster is the source of this 6160-nucleotide messenger RNA. RefSeq names its product peroxisome proliferator activated receptor alpha (gene Ppara). The transcript is spliced from 8 exons. Gene Ontology annotation, biological process: regulation of lipid metabolic process; cell differentiation; negative regulation of inflammatory response. Gene Ontology annotation, cellular component: nucleus. The coding region runs from base 365 to 1771 and encodes 468 amino acids. Gene Ontology annotation, molecular function: nuclear receptor activity; RNA polymerase II cis-regulatory region sequence-specific DNA binding; zinc ion binding. Lineage: Eukaryota; Metazoa; Chordata; Mammalia; Rodentia; Muridae. The record is from RefSeq and is a predicted model, not a curated record.
GUCCACUACUUCGAGUCCCCUCGAGUGCCUUGCGCCGGCUCCGAACAUUGGUGUUCGCAGCUGUUUUGGGGGCUGGAGGGUUCGUGGUGUCCUGGAACUGGAGCGACGCUGGGUCCUCUGGUUGUCCCCUAGAGGGGAGGGCACACGGGCGGGGACAUCGGGGCGCUCCCUUCUCACGGCGUGGUGCAUUUGGGCGUAACUCACCGGGAGGCGUUUCCUGAGACCCUCGAGGAUCUUAGAGUCGAGCCAAGGCUGAAGUUCAAGGCCCUGCCUUCCUUGUGAACUGUGGCUGGUCAAGCUCGGGAACAAGACGUUGUCAUCACAGAUUAGCGCUCUGUGGCCCGCCUGGCCACAUCCAUUCAACAUGGUGGACAUGGAGAGCCCCAUCUGUCCUCUCUCCCCACUUGAGGCAGAUGGCCUGGAAAGUCCCUUAUCUGAAGAAUUCUUACAAGAAAUGGGAAACAUUCAAGAGAUUUCUCAGUCCAUCGGGGAGGAGAGUUCCGGAAGCUUUAGUUUUGCGGACUACCAGUAUCUAGGAAGCUGUCCAGGCUCUGAGGGCUCUGUCAUCACAGACACCCUCUCUCCAGCUUCCAGCCCCUCCUCCAUCAGCUGCCCCGUGAUCCCCGGCAGCACGGAUGAGUCCCCCGGCAGUGCACUGAACAUCGAGUGUCGAAUAUGUGGGGACAAGGCCUCAGGAUACCACUACGGAGUCCAUGCAUGUGAAGGCUGCAAGGGCUUCUUUCGGCGAACUAUUCGGCUAAAGCUGGUAUACGACAAGUGUGACCGAAGCUGCAAGAUUCAGAAAAAGAACCGGAAUAAAUGCCAGUACUGCCGUUUCCACAAGUGCCUGUCCGUCGGGAUGUCACACAAUGCAAUUCGUUUUGGAAGAAUGCCAAGAUCUGAGAAAGCCAAACUGAAAGCUGAAAUUCUUACCUGUGAACACGAUCUGAAAGAUUCAGAAACUGCAGACCUCAAAUCUCUGGCCAAGAGAAUCCAUGAAGCCUACCUGAAGAACUUCAACAUGAACAAGGUCAAGGCCCGGGUCAUACUUGCAGGAAAGACCAGCAACAACCCGCCUUUUGUCAUCCACGACAUGGAGACCUUGUGUAUGGCCGAGAAGACACUUGUGGCCAAGAUGGUAGCCAACGGCGUGGAAAACAAGGAGGCAGAGGUCCGAUUCUUCCACUGCUGCCAGUGCAUGUCCGUGGAGACCGUCACUGAGCUCACAGAAUUUGCCAAGGCUAUCCCAGGCUUUGCAAACUUGGACUUGAAUGACCAAGUUACUUUGCUAAAGUAUGGCGUGUAUGAGGCCAUCUUCACGAUGCUGUCCUCCUUGAUGAACAAAGAUGGGAUGCUGAUCGCAUACGGCAAUGGCUUCAUCACGCGGGAGUUCCUAAAGAACCUGAGGAAGCCGUUCUGUGACAUCAUGGAACCCAAGUUUGACUUCGCUAUGAAGUUCAACGCCCUAGAACUGGAUGACAGUGACAUUUCCCUGUUUGUGGCUGCUAUAAUUUGCUGUGGAGAUCGGCCUGGCCUUCUAAACAUAGGCUACAUUGAGAAGUUGCAGGAGGGGAUUGUGCACGUGCUCAAGCUCCACCUGCAGAGCAACCACCCGGAUGAUACCUUUCUCUUCCCAAAACUCCUUCAAAAAAUGGUGGACCUUCGGCAGCUGGUCACGGAGCAUGCGCAGCUCGUGCAGGUCAUCAAGAAGACUGAGGCAGACGCAGCACUGCACCCACUGUUGCAAGAGAUCUACAGAGACAUGUACUGAUUUCUCCUGAGAUGACAGGCCGUUGCCACUGUUCAGGGACCUCUGAAGUCUGCGACUCCAUACAGGAGAGCAGGGAUUUGCACAGAUGGCCUCCCUCCAACCCUUGGGGAUGAAGAGGGCUGAGCCUAGGUAAUGCAGGCUCUUCCCACGUCAUGUCCUUACUUUCUGAAUGGGCACUUCUAAGACUACCUGCUACCAAAAUGGGGGUGAUCAGAGGCUAAUAGGAUUCAGACAAUUACAGACAAUGGCAGUCUCCAGUCUGAUCUUAACUGGCCCAAUGUUAAUCAUUGCACAGCACCCUACGUUGCGUUUAUAAUUCGUCAUUAAUUAACGGGUAACCUCAAAGUCCGAGUGGUCUAUUCCCUUCCUGCCGUCCUUCUGGCUGUGUGCUGCAUUCUUAUAAAUCCUGAAAACUAAUCUGCACUUUUUAACCUUUAAAAAGCUACAAGUCAAGGUGUGACCCAAAGUUAGCCACUUAAACGUGGCCAAAAAAAAAAAAAAUAAUGUUUAUUGGGAAGACUUCACUUGUGUUUCCUGGCUCUAAGAAAAAGAGCUGGCUUCUGAGAACAUUCAAGAAUAGUUUGAUAAGCUAUCCCAUCAUUUUCUCUGUGGUCUCACUGUUCUGGAGGGUGUAACUGACUCGUGGGGGUGAAAAACAUUUUCAGAAUUGUGUAGAAGAUUCCCAGAAAGUUACAUCUCAAGACGCCUCAGGAGGCUUUAGCUAGUGUCUGAGAGACAAAGACAGGAUGAGCCCUGGGUGACUAGUUCUGCAGCUUUGCUCACGUCAGACGCUCAGCGUGUGGGCAAGGCAGCAAUAUCAGGGGUAGAUGCACAAAAGAUUUGUAUAUGUUCCUCUAGACCCUCCCUUUGGCAGUUCCUUUGAUAUGACACUUUACUUUAAAAAAAAAAAAAAAAAAACCUCUCUUGGUGAUGAGAUGCUCUCUUUCUCUCUCUGGAGUGGAGAAGGCAAAAGUCACUUCACUACCCAGGCUGAAGGGAGCUGGUCACCCUGGAGAACAAGAGAGAAGGGUGUGAUUUAAUUCAGCUUCUGUUUGUACUCAGCUGAAGAUCUCACGACACUUGGUUGGUCUGUUGUUAUUGUUGUUGUUAUCGUUGUUGUUGUUUCAAAGAAUUAGGUGGUAAAGUCCCUUUUCCUCAGUCCCACUGGGAGAGCAGUGCUGGCUAUCUUCAAGAGAAACAGUUGCACAAAGGAUUCUCAGACCUCAUGGACCUGCCAGCACCUGCCCUCCAAGGGGGUGGCUGCGUAUUUCAGAUCGGGUUGUAUCCGAUCCUGACCCAUCUUUAGAAAACUUGACUCUCUUCUGAUGUCAUCACUGUUUGUUAUUAAAGGGUGAUCCAGACAGACACUGCCAAGGAGUCGAGGACGUAGCUCAGUGGGUAGAGGGCUUGGUCCCUGGUGUUGCUUUAUGGCCAUGGUGGUCAAUGCCCACAACCUCAGCAAAAGUCAGAGGUUGCCUUCAGAUACAGAAUUAAGUUUGAUGGCAGUCUGUGCUGUGUGAGACCCUGUUUAAAGAAGAAAAAGAUUGCUGCUGAUAAAAUGUUCAAGGUCAACAUUAUGAAAACACUAGAAAGAAUAAUAAUAAGGGAAAGAGGAAACUUAGCAUCGAGACAUGAUUUAAGACUUGCACCAUUACUGACCUCCUUCCUUCCUCCCUCCUGCUCUCCUUCUCCCCAUCCUCCCUGUCUUCUGUCCUUCCUCAAACCCACUUACCCCCUUUGUCUUCCCUCCUUGCUGCCAAUCAACGGCUCUGGUGGACAGCAGUUGCUGCAGGCGGUCUGCCAAGGCUCUUAGGAGUCAGAGGCAGAGCAAAUCACUUUCAUAUAUGAUCCCUGUGAGGGUUGAGCUCAGUCAGAAAGAAGCCAGCCUUUGUGUCACAUGGCACAUCUAGUCCUCAGUGCUUCCAGAGGGGCUAGAACUGGUCCUAGGUUUGGGUCAAAGGGUGGAUUCCAGUGCCAAGUCUCUUCUGUGGACAGGUCCCCUAUGAGGACAGGCUUCUGUUCUAAUGAACCUUACACAAAUGCCACUCCAGUGUAGGUGACCUUAGAAAGUGAGUUUUGAGUCGUGGGCUUUUGGGGUAGUCGAGCGUCCUGUUUGAACUCAUAAAACUUAUGAAGAGUAGCACCUUGCUGUAUGCUUUCAGUACGGACCACAGAACUGACUGACAAGUUCCGUGUCAGUCUGCAUCUGAGCUGGAACUCAGUUGUCUUCUUGAAAGUUUCAUACUCCGGGAGCCUGGUGGGACUGCCAGUGAGCUAUCACCAGAGCAGCCAGGAGGGACCACAGUGGCCUUGGCUCCAAAGUCACUGACUUUGUGCACACACACACACACCCAUUAUGGGAAGGAUAUUCACAAUGUGACCACAUGGUGCUAGGCUCUUUCAGGUCACCUAGCCAGAUUUCUCAAGGCAUCAGUAACCCAAGACAUGCCAGGUUAAAUACUGUGGCACACUUAGGAACUGAGAAAGUGGGCAGCAAUGGUCUGCAAGGUGUGUCAAUGGCAUCAGCCAACAGCCCAAUCAGGGAUGCCACCUCGGCUCCUGGAGCUCUAGAGCAGGGUUGCAGAGCCAUUUCCCAGCACUGAUGGUAAAGUCUUAGUGCCAGACUCCUUGGAGAUGGAUGGGGACCAAGCAGCUGUGGUGUCUCUCCUCCCUGCCUCCUGAUGUCUUCAAGAGGCUGCGUGACCUAGUGAAGACAUGUUCGCUGAUUAAGGGAGCUUUAAAGAUGCACAUGUGCAAAAUGUAGUCAUUGACUGGACUAAGGUCUAUGAUGACCUCCCGUAUGGUCCUGUCUGUAGGGGCCACGCUGGCCCCUCCCUCCACGACACCUCUUUCUGCUGGUCUUAUAGGCCCUCCCCCAGAAAAGAUUGCUUGAAACAGACCUUCAGAAAAACAUGGCCCUUGGGUUCCUCUACACUCAGCUUGCAUCUGAUUCUAAAUAUGUCUCACCUUGAGCCUUUGUCUAAAACACUGGGACACGUUGAACACUCAGCAGCCAGACGCAUGGAGGAAGGGGAUUUUUGUCCUGCAUCUUUGGUUUGAAAAUGACUUGCUGAACUCCAGUUUAAAGUUUUCCUGUUGUCUCCUGAGAUUAACCAGCCUUUGGCCCCAGGGCCUCCUAUAGCCAAAAAGCCUGCCACCUUCACUGUAUCUCUCUUUAACCUGUUUGGCCUUUCAAGAUGAGGUUCCACUGGGGAAAAUGUAACAACUCCCUGCAACUGCUCACCCAGCAUAUAGAGUAGGAGAACAGGACUUAAACCCAUCUUCAAAUAUAUACCACCAGCCUGACGGCCAUGUUGGUUUCCUGCUGAGCCACCAGGUACCACUCUGUCCCCAGUCCACAUUUGUAUGGCUGAGACCAUUUGUAUUUAUAAGACCAGAGUAGGUUAAGAAUAUUAGAGCAACAGCCUAAUAGCCAGAGAUGGCCUUUGUCCUUAUCUAAAAACACUAAAAUCUGCAUGGACAGGUUCUGGUUUAAAUAAGUGGAUUGCAUUCCUCACUGAGACUCCUCUGAGGAAUGUGUUGGUGUCUCUAGGUUUCCUUUGGUGGAGUGGUCUGUCGCCUCAUCAGGAAAAGGUGUGUGGUCCCUAAUCAGGACAGAGUGUAAGAGGCUGAUGCUACCUGGCCUAGCACCAGCCUGGGACCCCUGAGGACAUUUCCUCAACAUCAGACCUCAGCCAUCUACUUCUCAGAAUCUUAGUCUGAGAUGGAGUCCAUUGCUUUUCUCCUCAAAAGGGGACUUCAGUCAGGGAGGGUGGUUACAUCACAAGGAGCACCUUUUGGAGAUUCCUAUGCCAAUCAGAAGUGGACCAAACUGUGCCCAGGCUCAGCAUCAUGUCUUGGCCAAGCAGCUGACAGCACAUGACAUAUGUCAUAUGUGUCAUGUCAAGUGGCGGUCAGGUGCUACUGUUGGCAAAAGGCAAGGAGGAGCAUUGUUGUAUGUCAUAGCCACCAGGCUGUUUCUGUAUCUUUUUUUUAUUUAAAAGUUUGCCAGUUGGGGUCACAUAUGAAAACCUGGCAGUUCUCUGUAAAGAGGGAGAAAUAUUGCUCUCCAAGAUCACCUCUUCCCCCAACCCAAACCCAGCUGCAAAUUCAUUUAUUCGGUGAAGACAGAUGCUUCAUUCUUGGGCCACAGGUGAGGGCAGAGCAGCGGCAGGUGGCCCUCUGGGCUCCCUGGCCGGCAUGGGGCACUGGGGCAUCUUUCCCAGGCCCCUGGGACUCAGCUGUGCUUCAAGUCACACACAGAGCCUGAAUUCAGGCCCUGAAGACUAGGGAGUGAUAAACUCCUGGUAAAAUCGUCACUUUGGGAAAUUUCAUUAAAAAAAAAAAGGAGCGUACAGCCAGCUCUUUUGUCAAACCUGAAACUAAGUG